Molecule: messenger RNA, 513 nt
Organism: Blepharisma stoltei
Lineage: Eukaryota; Ciliophora; Heterotrichea; Heterotrichida; Blepharismidae
Source: the annotation of a GenBank genome assembly
AUGUUAAGAUCUCUCGAAGAGUAUUUGGGCGAAAUCAGCGCAGCCUUGGACUCCGCUUUGAACAUCAGGAACUUCCCAUCACAGCAUGAAGAAAGACACAACAAGCCAGAAGUCGAAACUCGAAAAUCUAAAGAACUUUUAUUACCCCCGAUCGUCCUGACGAGAUCCAAAUAUGAAGAAACCCUGAUAGAGCCUUCAAUAAACUCCACAAGAAUCUCUCUGAGGUUUAAAAAAGUGGAUGACCUUGAUAGGCUGCUUUCUUCAAUGUUCAUGAAGUUUUUAGCCCUGAGGGCAGAACAAUUUUUAAUUAUGAGAAGAGUCCCUAUAGAAGGGUAUGAUAUCAGUUUCUUAAUCAUUCAUACCCACAUGGAGCAGCUUUAUAGAGAAAAGCUAAUUGAGUUUAUCGUCACUUUUUUGAAAGAAAUCGAAAAAGAAAUCAAUGAAAUGAAAUUGUCAGUGAACUCCAGGCUGAGAAUGGCAGCAACGCAGUUCGUAGCGAACAUCGUGAGAUAG